Molecule: messenger RNA, 214 nt
Organism: Diuraphis noxia (Russian wheat aphid)
Lineage: Eukaryota; Metazoa; Arthropoda; Insecta; Hemiptera; Aphididae
Product: alpha-(1,6)-fucosyltransferase-like
Biological process (GO): protein N-linked glycosylation
Molecular function (GO): protein binding; alpha-(1->6)-fucosyltransferase activity
Source: RefSeq, a predicted model, not a curated record
GCUUUAAUAUCUCAUAAAGCAGACGGACCGGAUGAGAUGGAUCUAGAAGUAGGUGACGAGAUCGAAGUAGCUGGAAAUCAUUGGGACGGUUAUUCAAAAGGGACAAAUUUGAGAACAAAAAAAACGCUUCUGUAUCCUAGUUUCAAGGUAACGACAAAAAUUGAAGUUUUACCAUUUGCCACUUAUCCAAAUAUCACUGUCGACAUUUAGACAC